Molecule: messenger RNA, 4108 nt
Organism: Pomacea canaliculata
Lineage: Eukaryota; Metazoa; Mollusca; Gastropoda; Architaenioglossa; Ampullariidae
Product: neuropeptide Y receptor type 5-like
Exons: 4
Coding region: 988-2160 (390 amino acids)
Biological process (GO): G protein-coupled receptor signaling pathway
Cellular component (GO): membrane
Molecular function (GO): neuropeptide Y receptor activity
Source: RefSeq, a predicted model, not a curated record
UGCCUCUUUCGAAAUAGCCUGAUUUCAGUUUUUCGCUCGUUCUUUUCCGGUUGUGUAUAAAUUCUUCAGGCAAGAGAGGAAAUUCCUUCUGCUGCAUUUGCCUUGUCGUCAGUAAGCGAGAGUGACUUACACGUGGUCCUCCCGCUCGCCCGCUCGCUUUGCACGAAGUAGUCGUCCAUGAUUACCGGAAAGCCUCCUGCCCCUCUUCAGCCUGGAGGAGAAGGUCUGGCGGGCCAGUCGCCAGCUUUGUGACACCUGAAGGAUGUGACGAUAUCGGACAGACAGGUUCAAACAGAUCGGGUGGUCCGUGCGGUGUGUUGCUGUAGGCGCUGGCACCCUGAUUCCAGCCACAGCAGCCAGUGCCCCAGGGGAAGACUUUGAAGGCGUGUCACGUGGAUUGGACAGAGGUUUGCCGGCGAAACUUUGUGUUGGCUGCGGCCUGACAGAUGGCAGCUGGAGUGUUACUUCUGAUCCUCUGAUGUCCUUCUGAUGUUGCCACUGUACGCAUUAGUGUCAGUUUGUCUGACCUCUGGCUCCCCACAGUGAGUUCAUCUGAGUAGACGAAAGAGCGACUGGGCCCGUCACUAGCUGAGGUUUCAGAGAAACAUUGAAAGCUGUGUCACAAUUUUAAAGCAUUGAAGAGACUCAUUUUAAACAUCCUAGUUGACCUGAAGAUUCUCAGCAGUGUCUAGAUAACAAAAAAGCACAACAGCAAAUGUCACUUUUAAUCUCCAAAAAAUCGGAUUUGUAGAGUGUAUUAUGAACGAAUAUAUCGCCCUAUGGAAAUACUACAACCUUUUGCAGGACAAAGUGUUUGUCCAAGAAGCAUGAAGCUAAGACAGUUCCGCUGUUCUUGUGAGUUGCUUUAGGAUUUUCUAUCAAUCCAUCUAAAGACGGACUGGUUACUUGAAAUGCCAGUCUCAUCAUGGUCCCUGUGCUGUUGUGUGAAGAAACUUCACUCGGAAGCUAGUCAGCAGGGCGUCAGGAAUGAAGGACCCAGACCCUUAUCUUCUGGAGAUGCUUGACGCUGGAGGACUGGAAUCGAAGAACUUCUCCAUCAACGAUUUUCUGAAAGUCUAUCUGGAGUACUCGCAAAACGACCACUGGUUCAGCCAGUCGAGAGAGAUGUCGCUCAUCUCCAGCUUCGUCGUCCUCAUCGUCCUCGGAAUCGUCAGCAACGGGCUCGUCUGCUUCAUCAUCGUCAGAAACGGCAUUCGCAAGUCCAGCCGCAACCUGUACAUCAUGAACCUGGCAAUCUCGGACAUCCUCACCUGCGUAUUGUGUAAACCGUUGUCCGUGGUGCGCCUGGUGCUCAAGAACUGGACGCUGGGCGAAGCCCUCUGCCGGCUGGUGCCGUCGCUGCAGACUAUUUACGUCUUCGUGUCGACCCUGACGCUGGUGGCGUUGGCCGUCGACCGUUAUCGAGCCAUCACCAACAACGGCAACAGCAUCCGCUCGCGGCUGUCACCCUGUUACGGCCUCGCUUUCAUCUGGAUCGUCUCCGUUGCCAUCGCCGCGCCCUUGUUCGCUGUGCACCACGUGGAGGAGGUCAAAGGUUUCAAUGGCUACGUCAUGUACAAUCUGUGUCUGGAACAGUGGCGCUCGCCAGUCUCGCUGACCAUCUACACGGUCAUCGUCCUUCUUCUGCAGUACCUCUCCCCUCUCCUCGCCAUCGUUACCCUUCAUCUUCUCAUCGGCAGCUUUCUGCGCAUGCACAUCACGGAUGGGCCCUACCGCCUCCCGGAUCUGCAUCUCCGUCGAAAGCGGUGCCGACAUCGAAAAAACAUGAUUUUGUUGACGAGCAUGGCGGCGGCAUUUGCUGUUGCAUGGCUGCCCUUAAACCUCGUCAAUACACUCGCCACCAUUUACCCUGAGGUUUUUCAAGGCAUUGAUUUUCCUUUCAUCCACGCCCUGUGCAUUCUUGUGUCCUUCACCUCAGUCUGUAUCAACCCUGUCAUCUACGGGCUGCUGAACACAAAUUUCAAGAGGGAUUUGCGGGGAAUAUGUAAGCCACCGGAGCCGAGGUGCAGUCCUACCUACUGUCGAUGUUUGAGAGGCAACAGCAGGACCUUAGAGCAGUGUGGUCUCAUCUCGGGACUCCCUCAAGAACUUUCCAACUCUACGAACAAUAAGUUUCGGGAUGUGAUUACUUCGGUGUAGACUGGAAGCUGUGGAGAGAGGUGUUGAUGAGAUCAGAAAAGAACAGCAAGGAACUCUUUUGUUCAGAAAGGAAACAACUUGGUGCUUUGUUGACAACAGGUCAACGAACAUGUUUCCGUUGGAACUGUCGGUGGCUGGAGUUUGACCAAGACAUGCAGCUUUCUCUUUCUCUCUACAUUGUUUUUGUUAUGGUAUAAUUUAUUUGUUAAUCCCUCGGUUGUGACUUGGGCGAGGUUGAAUGAGAUGUACCAUGCUUUCAUGAUCUUUAACGAUUACCACGUGUUUGCUCAAAUUUAUGUGAUAUUACCCAGUGGUAAUAAAUCUUGAAUCCAAUGAAAACAGAUGAUAAUGAAGGAAUGAUAAUAUUUACAAGCACAUACCUCCACAUACAGCUUCAAAAUGGAAUAUAAUACUUUGUUUCUGCAUUUAUCUGAAAAUUAGAAUAGAAUUAUCGAAUUACGGUCUAUAAAUAUAUGCUUGUACUCAGGGACACUACUCGUUUAAUAAAUUGUUGAUAUAUUCCUUCGAGGCAGCUGACAUUUUGGAAGCUUCAUUGAAAUAUAAGAGAAAGAAAAGCAGCUUUGAUGACAGACACAAGUUAUGUUGAUUAGUAUGUUGAGAAGAAGCUGUCCUGGUUUCUAUGCCUCAGUAUUUUUCCAUCCGUGCUUGGAGGAUGAGUUAGAAGUUCAGCUGAAUGGUAAUUAAAGGUUUGCCAGGGAACAAAAUUUUGGAAAAAUAUACACUCCUGCAGAUCCCCAGCAAAGCAAGUAUAUGGAGUGGAGUUUUCAUGUCACGUGAUUCAGUCUUCCACCAGUUUUUUGAAGAUUUUUCACGAAUAUAAUCCACUUUAUCUCAGUUUCUGCGUGCCAUCGUUCAGUUUUCAGUUUCGAUAUCGACAAAAUGAUGUCUGACACGCUCCUACCGCUGUUGGGCAACUUUUGGGUUCUAAACAUGUGACAAAAAUUUAAUAUUAAAAAUAUUGCUUAAAUCUUUCCCUCCUGCUCUUAUUUCUCCUAUUGUUAUGAAGAUUGUCCCGUUACAGAUCAUGUAUGCUUUAAAGGUGCAUCUAGGGUAGGUGCAGUGUAAUCAGAGGUCCCUAGGCACUUAAUUAAGGUUUUAGAAAAACCUAUCAACAUCGUAUGAUCCCUAAAAUCCUGAUUACGAUGCGAGUUUUCUUGUUCCACGAAUUACAUUCCUUAAUCAUCUCUCCUUGAAGUCAUUCCUAAAAGGCAUGAGUCCAGAAACAGCAUGGGGUUAAUCCGAGGAAAAGAAUUUAUUUUCAAUUUAUUGCUUUGUUUCAGGUGCUUUUCGCUGGCCUGCUGCAAGCCCACUAAGUAAUUAAGCUUUUAAAACAGUUUUCUACUUUCUUUAUGAUACAAUCAUCUUUAUGAUACAACUCUGGCUUCGUUUGAAUAGUUGCGACAGACAAAAUCCGGAAAAUACUUUUAAUAAAAUGCUAUCUGAAUAGGUUUUAGGAGGAUGUUUCCCAUAUUCUACUUUCUUCGGACACUUAAUAUUUUCUAUGAAAUUUGCAUUAACGAUAAGAAUUUUGAAUGGCGUUGCUUCCUUUUACAGAAAAUAGUGAUUAUUUUGCAUUUGUAUGUAUCCAUACAUAUCUUCAUCUGGCAGCGCAUUCAUCUAUUUAUCCAUCCCUCAUACAAUAGAGACAUUGUCUCUUUCUCCGCAAACAGUUUUUUUUUUUAUUAUUUUCCUCCGUUCUAGUUUGUAUAGACUGCGACUGAAUGCUUCUAUUGCCGAGUCGCAUUUUUUAAGUUCAUAUUUUUAUGUAAAUGGCACGCAGAAUAUGUCUUCGCUAACUUCAGAGAGAUAAAAUAAAAUGGCUAAUAUUUCAAAGAUCUCAGUUUUGAGCUGAUGUUGUUAGAUACCUAUGUAAUUCAAUGUACAUGCCUUCUUUGUUAUAAGUGACUUGUAACUAAAUAAAUUUACA